GGUCGAAAGGGAGAAGAAGCUGGAGGAAGAGCUAAUGGCUGAAAGGGCCAGGUUAGAGGAGGAGAGGACCAAGUUUGCCCUUCUGGAGGAGGAAAGGAAUAGAAAGGUGGCCGAGCUUGAGGAUGCGUUGGGCCAGGCUGAAGAAUCUGCCCGGGCAAAGGAGGAGGCCUUUCCCACCUUGGCUGCUGACUGGGCUGCACGCCAUCACACGGAGGUUGCCCGGUCCAUUCUCACUACCCCGGCGGAAACUAUGGACUUCUUCCAAGUCAUGUAUCAAGAGCCAGAGGGUAAGAGGAUGAUAACCGAGAUCGGUUCAUAUGGCUUUCAGUGUGGCCAAAAGGAUGAGAGGUCUCUUCUCUAUGCUCGGCUUCAGAAGAGGGACCCUUCAUUUGAUCCGGCCAAGAUGAAGCUUCCUCCUUUGUACAAGGAAGAGCCAGCCCCCCCUUUCCCUUUACAAUAGGUUAGGGUAGAUAAUGAAAAAACUCUGAAUUU
Molecule: messenger RNA, 492 nt
Organism: Cuscuta campestris
Lineage: Eukaryota; Viridiplantae; Streptophyta; Magnoliopsida; Solanales; Convolvulaceae
Source: the annotation of a GenBank genome assembly